Molecule: messenger RNA, 1185 nt
Organism: Sparassis crispa
Lineage: Eukaryota; Fungi; Basidiomycota; Agaricomycetes; Polyporales; Sparassidaceae
Product: Peroxisomal adenine nucleotide transporter 1
Exons: 6
Coding region: 1-1185 (394 amino acids)
Biological process (GO): transmembrane transport
Source: RefSeq, a predicted model, not a curated record
AUGUCUUCGAAGCCCACGCAACUUACACCCUUUGGGUACGCCCUGGCGGGCGCAUUGGGCGGGUGUUUCAGUAACGCCGUCGUGUAUCCAUUAGAUAUAGUCAAAACACGCAUACAGGCCUCUACAGACGGCAGAAAGGAUGACAAUGAGAAGCUUGGUGUCAUAUCCGCUCUCCUGCGGAUAUACAAGGAGGAAGGCUUCUCUGGCUACUAUAGCGGAUUCGCAGCAACGAUGCUGAACACAUUUUCCAUGCAAUACGCUUACUUCUUCUUUUACUCCAUCGUCCGCACGUCGUACAUCAAGCGUGUCGCAGCGCGGUCACCCAAGGGUUCGAAGGCCCCCGCGCUCUCCACGGCGGCGGAGCUCAUCCUCGGCGCAAUAGCAGGAGCGCUCGCACAAAUCUUCACCAUCCCCGUCGCCGUGAUCGCGACGCGGCAGCAAAUCGGGCACUCGCUCGACCGCCCGCGGAAACGCCGCGCGUCGUCCGUCGUCACCGCGGCGAAGGCCACCAAUGGGGACGUGGAGAAGGCAAAUGGGGACUCGGAGAAGGCAAACGAGGACGCGAAGAAGGCAAACGGGAACACGAAGGCGGACAAGAAGGACGCGGACGAGCAGGACACGUACGAUGACUCGUUCCUCGGCGUCGCGCGCGAGAUCGUCGAGGAGGAGGGCGUGUCUGGCCUCUGGCUCGGGAUCAGGCCCGGGCUCGUGCUCACCGUCAACCCCGCGAUCACCUACGGCGUCUACGAGCGCGUGAAGGGCACCCUGCUGCUCGCGCAAGAGAGCGCGUCGGGCAAGGCGGGCGCGAAGCUCAACCCGUGGACCGCGUUCGUGGUGGGCGCGCUCAGCAAGACGCUCGCAACGGUGGUGACGUAUCCGUACAUCAUGGCGAAGGUGCGCAUCCAGGCGCGCUCUGCCGACUUCGAGGAAGCGGUGGUGGAGCACCAGCCGCCGCCGCACCAACACGAGUACCACCACAAAAACAUCACGCAUCAUCCCGGUGCGCUCGAGAUUUUGGGGCGCGUAUGGCGCAAGGAGGGGUUCCUGGGAUGGUAUAAGGGAAUGGGCGCGCAGAUCACCAAGGCGGUUAUCUCGCAGGCGCUGCUCUUCGUGUCGAAGGAGAAGUUCGAGCACUGGGCACUCAUGAUUAUGGUCCUCUUCUACAAGCUUCGACAGGCACCGUGA